Nannochloropsis gaditana CCMP526 is the source of this 723-nucleotide messenger RNA. RefSeq lists its product as uncharacterized. The record is from RefSeq and is a predicted model, not a curated record. The coding region runs from base 1 to 723 and encodes 240 amino acids. The transcript has a single exon.
AUGUGGGUGCUGCUGCGGGCUUUGAUCGAAGCCGGCAAGUUCCCACUCCGAGAGGAAGCACCCCUCGUGCUGCGUUUGGUCGAAGAGGGCCCGCUAGAGCUCACAGAGGCCGUGUUGGCCGGGCCGGGGGAGGUGUCGGAGCGGACGAUUGUCUGCCUGCUCCGUCGGCUCCUCCGCCCGCAGGAGCACCUCCUAACCCCCAUUAGUGCCUCGUCACCGGCCACGCAAGAGCACAGAGAUGCUGGGCAACCUCAUAAGGGAGAUGAGGAGGGGAUCCCAGCGCGGGAAGUGGCGAGACUGGCGGGGCUGGCUGUCCGCAGACCCUGCUGUCGAGCCUUCCUGCGCACUGCCCUCGCCGUGGAAAUGGACGGCCCCAGCGCUGCCUUGCUGCUCGUGCUGCUACAGGCGCUUUUGGAAGAGGCUGUGGGCGCGGGCGGGAAAGGAAGGCCAACGGAGGAAGCGGUGUUGACCUGGCUGGAGAGCCUGCUGGACGCCAAGUUUGUGGCCUUGGUAGUGGAGGGGAAGCGGGAGAGAGCGGGAGAGGCAUGGGGGGACGAGGGGGUCCUACGCCGGGUGCUGGCCUCGACGCAAGAAAGAAUUCAAGCGGCGGCGCUCUCGUGCCAGGCCUUGGAGGUCGUGGAGGGCUACAUCGCGCAAUUCAGACGGGCGGGAGAGAGCCUGCAGGUGAUCCCGGAUUACUCCUUGGACGUGCUCCCAGUCUAA